CUUUAGGCGGGCGGGGCGUGGUGUCGUCACGCGCGCGCGACGCCAAGCGAGCCCUAGCAACAAAGGCUUCAGCCUCCUCGUUCUCCGUAGUAGUGGCAACGUUCGUGACGUGCGGCGCUGCCAUGUUUGUAGUGGCUUUGCGCUUGCUAAGCGGGUGAGGGGAAGCCGUAGCGGGGGGAACUGCUUCGCUCUUCUCUGUCGGCUCCUCUACCCGCUUUAAAGCAGGAGGUUGACAGGAGGAAGAAGGAGGAGGCGCGAGAGCGAGCAGGGAGCGGCUGCAGGCGAGUCCCAGGGAUGCGCUGGGUGGGCAAAGGAAGGGCCUGGACCUGGGCGCGUCCCCGCCGCCCUCCGCGGGUGACGACGGGUCCGUUACUCUCGGGGAGGGGGCUUAGCGUUGCUUCUCUUGGGCUUAACCGGGAGUGGGGCGAGUGCGUCCGUGUUUCUCUUCUUAGGGAACGCUCCGGCUUUGCUAAGUAAAAAACCGAGCUGCAUCGUUGACAGUAAGGAAGCCUGUGUGGAGGGGGCCAUCAUUAUAUUAUUGCUACGUUUUUAUUGCUAAAAUGUUUGAUUUACUAAAAAAUAAUAAUAAUAGUAUGCAAAACCUUGAAGGAGCUUGAUCCCAUAUGUCUUUAAUCAGAAGUGUGCCCCUCACCCCCGAAUGUGAUGUGGCUUACUUCCAAGUAAGCAUACAUAGGAUUGUACCUUCUUGGUUAUAUUGGACCAUGGCCUUUCACAGCAGGCAGUAUCAGAUACCUGAAACAAAGCUAUCAUGCUACAGGGUGAUCUGCAGAACUUGCUCUGUUGGUGGAAUAUGAUCCCCCAAAUAUACAUGUUAUAGUCAUUAGUAGUCUGCAUUUGUAUUGGAAUACUGAAUGGAUGUUUUGUUGCUGGUGUGUGUGCUGCCCUGUGCUUUACUAUUCAAUAUAUUUACUACUACUACUAAUAAUAAUAAUAAUAAACGGGGCAGGUUCCUGAAUUUCAGUGUAGGGAGGUGGAGGUUGUAAUAUUUAUGUGCUGCUUAAUGGAGUCCACUGCUCUCUUCCAGCAUGGGGACCAUGGCUCAUGAGCCUGUUCCCUGCAUUUUAAAGAGCCCAGUCUCACUGCAAGUGGGAGACAUGAGGACUGAGCAAGGCCGUCCUGGUGUUCUGGUGAUUGAUGUUGUGCUUCCACACUCACAGACCAUUGAUGUAAGUAUGGGAGGAAACCAAGUGUGUGGGGCUUGGAAUUGUCAGAUCUUAUGUUUGAAAUCUCUCAUUUUAGCUGUAAAGCUGAUAAAGAAACUAUGAUGGUGAACCAGGAAGUACCUGCUUCAAAACUCACCUUUGUUAACUCGCUUGGUUACCCUAGGCAAGUGUCUCUACUUUGCUCCAAGCUGUAAUUUAGAUAUUCCAGCAAUGACCUGCUCCAAGGGUUCCAGUAAUGUUUCUGAGCAAGAAAAGGAGGAAUCCAUGACAGUUCUCCCCUCAUAUUGCUAUCCUCAGUUGCAGGAAAUAGUAUUCAAGAACUAUUACACAGCUUUUCUGACUCUACGGGUGCAGCGCCGAAACCCUGCAGAUGGUGGGAACGAAAGUCCUCCCAAGUGGGUUACUUGUCUGCAGAAUUACUGCUUGAUGCCCAACCCUCACACAGAAGAAGGCUCUCAGGAUUACUUCUCUCUCUCCAGACAUCAGGUAAGUACAGUCAUACCUCGGGUUACAGACGCUUCCGGUUGCGUGUUUUCGGGUUGCGCACCGCGCCGAACCCGGAAGUACCAGAACAGGUGACUUCUGGGGUUUGGCGCAUGCGCAGAAGUGCCAAAUUGCAACCUGCGCAUGCGCGGACAUAGCGCUGCGGGUUGCAAACGUGCCUCCUGCAUGGAUCACGUUCGCAACCCGAGUAUCCACUGUAUUUCUGUUGGUAUUGCACAUAAAUCAUAGAAUUGGAAGGGAUGCAAGGGUCAUCUAGUCCAACCCCCUGCAAUGCAGGAAUCUUAGUUAUGAGAUGAUUCAAUUAUUCUUCUAAUUCAUAUUGUUUCCUGUCUGAAAUGGCAACCUGUGCUCCACACAACAUUCCUGGUUUAUUUUGUUGCGCCAUCACACUUUAGCCACCACUGAGUAAAUCGUGAAUAGAGCUGGGAUAGGGAACUUGUGGCUUCCAUAUGUUCCAACUCCCAUCAACGCCAGCCAGCAUGACCAAUGGUCAGAGAUUGUGGGAGCUGUAGUCUUGCAAUGUCUGGUGGACAACAAGUUCCCCAUCCCUUCUUUAGUGUGCCAGAUGAUAAUUGGGGGAACGGUAUGGAAUGUGUGUUUUUUGUAAUAGAAUUUCUAAAAAAUUAUAAAAGUCUGCAUGCUCUUACUGCCCAUAGGGUACCUUUCAGCUCUGCCUAUUACAGGCACCAUUUUGGCUAGUCUUAUUAAAAUGCUUCAGCUACAUUGAGUGUUUUGUAUUGGAGAAAUGCAGAACCAAGGUAAUGCAUGGUAACUUUCAGGAAAACAAAUUAUUAAUGAUAGAGAUCCCAGCCAAACUUCAUUUUUAAUAGUGCGAGUUACAACCUAGCCCACCAAAACUUCAAGAGUACUUAGUGAAGGUUUAGGUACAUUGAGGGGAAAGGAUUGACAGUUGUAAUGGUUUUGCAGUCCCAAAGUAAUAGGCAAAAUGAAUGUCUGUUUUUAUUAUUUUUCUAUAGGUUUUUUUUUAGUAUGCAAAGAACAUUACAGGUCUAACUUUUUCCAUACUUGCAACAAGGUAGAUCCUUACAGUUUUGAUUUUAACUAAGAUUUUAACAAUCUGAGACACAGAAAUGCUGGUAUGCCUGAAUCCACCCAGGAAAACUAUAGCUGAGCCGAGAUUUAACUAGAUCUACAAGGUCCAAUGCUCAGAACUGAACUACUACUAUAUGUACCAGACCAUGAUAAUACCCCAACUUGGCCUUAAUUCCUGGCCCUACUGAUACUGUAUUCUAGCUAGUUUGGAAUGAUUCCCUGUUGUUUGUAUCAAGGGAUAAGUUAUUAGAAGCUCUUACAGUGUUACAGCAAAUCAUUGUUUACUUUGUUCUGAAGGGAUAUUGGGCCUUGGCGCAGUUUUAGUGAUGCCUUGUCUCCCUUACUUUGCCAGAUGCUCUGUGAUGUGGACCGAGUGGCUGCCAUGCGUCUCAUCCUGCGUCAACCAUCUCCAGUAUGGCUGCAUUUUACCAUUGAGGAGCUGCAGCUUUUCCCUGGGGGUCAGAAGGUACAUACUCAACUCAUCCCCAAAGCACCUGUUCUUUCUAUAACCAUUCUUCUAUGGUUGUAAUGGCUUGCUCAGCAUUGAAUGAAGCCUUCUUCAGAACACAGUCUAGGGUCUGAUAACUGGCUGAACUCAGGCUCUCUGUGCUUUAUUCCCCCCCAAAAUGCUAGGUCACACAUCUGAACUGGAGAAGAUGCUGCACCUAGAUCUCUUUGAUUCUGAGCUACCAGCUUCUGUCCUCCUUUUCUAGCCUUCAGCUUCUGUGGAGCCAAGUCUCCUGUUCUCUUCUGCUGCUUGGCCUGAGUUUUAUCAGAGUUUCCUGUGUAAUUCAACUACUGUUCACUGAGCUUGUUCUUCUUCACUCUCUUAGUUUAAGAUCUCUGCUACCCAUGGAGCAAGUUUAUUAAUGGCUCCCCCUGCCAAUUCAUUCUAAUUUCCAUGCUAUGAAUUUCACAUCCUCACCAAUGAAACUACCAGAGCCCCUCAUGUACAUAAUCCAUGUUAUGAACUCUGCAGUUGCCAGGUUCAAUUCUAAAGCUGAUUUUAGAGUAAGCUUUCACCUGUGAAAUCCAGAUGGGGGAAAACAUUAUCCUGGACACUGUACCUCUACAGUGAGAAUUGCCCCCCCCCCUUGUCCCCUGGUAAAGAAUGCUCCUAUGAGAGCUUAAGGUAAAUAGAUUGUAAUAGUUCAUAACAGUGAAUUCUGCACUUUCCUGUGGGCAGUAGAGACAAGUAUUUAUGUCUUUAGGCAGCCUGCUCUGAGAGAAUAAAUUGGUGAAGGUAAAAAGGAUAAUGUGUGUAAGUGCAACAUUCCAGUUGGUAGAGAAUCAGCAGUGUUUUGCUCUGGGGCUGUUUUUAUCUUCCAGAGUCCACAAAAAGGCUUCCCAGCUUGGCUUUCUCACCCAUCUCCUCAGGAGCAGCCAACAAAUCUGCGUGAUGUAAGUAUUGUUGGUGACACUGGGGGUUUCUGAUUUGCUGACAGCCUCCUGGCAGGGAAUGGCUCUGGGGAGAUAUGAUGUUUUAUCAACAAAAGCAGUGGAGAAACUGCUUAUAUGAAUAUAUAACUUUCCUUCACUUUCAGGGACUCCCUGAUGCUGACAAAGUGUCUUCUGAACUGCAGCAAAUGUGGGUUUUGACUGAGAUGCUCCAAGCCAACCAGCCAGCAGCACGAAUUGGCCGUUUUGAUGUUAGUUUCAUAUUACUUUUGCUUCUUGUUUGGGGAGUGUGUCCUUCACUGCAGUCCAGUUAGAACUCACACCCCUAUCUUGAAGACUUACUUCAAGUUUACGCUCAGCCUUUGCAGCCCACAGAGCAUACACAUUAACCUUAGAAGAGCCCUGCUGGAUCAGGCCAAAGGCCCACUUUGGUUUCCCUGUUUCCAGCAGCGAAUCAGGAAAGCUGCAAUGAAAGAAUUUGGCAGUCAGUAUGAAAUUUCUGUUUAUCGUGUAUCCUUCUUCCUCUAAGGAACUUAAGAAUGGCUUGCAUGAAGUGUUUGUAUUUUAACCUGGGGCAAUUUGGGCUACAGCAUAGUGACUCCCCCAAGGUUACCCUGUUGGAUGAGUAGAAAUUUGAAUUCAGCUCCCUCUAAGCUCAAGUCCAGCAUUCUGUCCACUGGAGGGAAUAGAGGCUGUGUGGGAGAAACAUACAUCCCGUAACAUUCCCAAUGUGUUGACUCUUUGCUAAAAACAAUUCCCUGUACCUUUCUUGUUUCAGGUGAAUGGCUCCUAUGACCUUAACCUCCUUUCCUACACUUGAGUUUUCCCAGGACUCAAAGCUGACUAAGUUCCUAAGAGCUGGACUCACUGAGCUGCACCCCCACAGUGUUGGAUUGGCUUGAGGCAGGAAGAAAUGAUGGACAAAGUGUGUUGCCUUCAUGUUCCAGUCCUUCCCUUUUCCGCUUCAUGGAGGUGGACUUUAUGGGAACUCUCCAGCUCUACUCUGUUCUUCCUGCCAGGUCUUAUGUGGAGAUUGUUCUCCAUUUUGCACUGGACCCUGGAAGGCUGUCUUCCCUUGAACUUGAAGGUGCCUUAUUUGGGCUCUUCAUCUCCUGGUCUGUUUCUUGGAAGCCCUGCUGUUUGGUGCAUGUUUCUUUUGGGGGCAAAAUCAAGCAAUCUUUCAAGAAUCUGGUACUAUGAUGGGGGCGGGGCAGGGUGGACAGAAGAAUCCUUCAUUUUGGCAAGAGAAAUGACUUGAAAUGGCUUGAAGCUGACAAGACUGAAGGUUUUACAUUCUCAAAUUCAUGUGUUGGCGUUCCAGAGAGAAUGAGAACUCCCUUGUUGCUUCCUCUGCUAUGGCUACCUCAUUUGCAACAUACACUAUGUAAUUGUGUAGGGUUUUUAAUAAGUGGGUGGCAAUAAGAAAUGCUUCCUGAAGAGUUAACCCCCACCUCUUUUUUCCUGGAGGGAUGUGAGUAGUUUAGUUGUGAAUUGUACAGAGCUAGCCCUCAACAACCUGUCACUAGCUUUGGCUACAAUAUUGUAAGGGCCACAUUAGAGAAAUGGUUUACCCUAGUGAAAUGGCAGUGUCAGACUGUGCUGUGUUGGUUUUUAGCUGAGUCCUGGAGCACCUUGUCAUUUUUUACAGCCACAGCUAUAGAUAUUUCAAGUAGCGAAAAUAGCAUCCUGGUGGAAAGCCUGAAAAGCCAUGUCCUUGAGAGCUCCCUUAUUUAAGCUGAGUUGCAACCUGGAUUACCAGCUGUUACCUUUGUAUUCUUAAAUAUUACCAUAUUAAUCUUUCCAACUCAUUAGAUAACCCUUGCAUGGUUGUAGAUGCUCAUUUCCAGUCCAUGAAUUACUAUGCUCAAGAAUGAGUGUUGAAAGCUGAGGUGAAUAAAUGAUUAUGGUAAAAGUCUGGAUUCAGAUCCCUGCUCUGUCAAGGAGCUACUAGACUGCCUUUGAACAAUCACUUUCUCUCAACAGUACAUCUUAAACUGCCUUUCAGAGAUAUUUUUUGAACAGAACAGCGCUACAUUGCUUCUUAGCAAGGGUAUCUUCUUGUGGUAUGGGGCACUUCCUGCAGUAAUGUCCAUGAUAUGUAAUAGUCUAGUGGACCAAGCUGCAGAACAAAAUGAAUUAGUGCAGUAGGAUGUGUAGCUGACUUUUUUUUUUUUUUUAAUGCUGGACUUUAAAUCUCGGGAACAACGUCUUUUCCAUAUCUGUGUAACUUCCUUUCUGUUAUUUAUUAUGAAUUAUGUAUGCUACUUUAUUUAUAGCUGGAAAGAGCCACAGUGAUCUUCUAACCCAUUGCAAGUAUAAUAAACUUUUACUGAAUACAGUGAAAGACCUUUGCAAAUGAUGUCAGGAAGCUGCCUUAUUGGUACCUCUAGCUCAGUAUUGUCUGAGCACCAAUGUCUCUUCAGGGUUUCAGACAAGGAUCUUUCUUAGCCUAACUUGGAGAUGCCCAACUUGGGAGCUUCUGCUUGUAAAUAAUGUGCUCUGCUACUGAGCUGCAACCCUUACCCAUUGCUAUUCAUUGCAUUAAAUCAGGGUUAAUGUAUUUGAAGUAUUUUUCAAUGGAUGAUUAUCCAGCCCAAAUGCAUCACAAAUAAAUGAUCGUUGUAUUGUAUUGAUUGUAUGUGCUUGGUGCAUUGUACUUGUCAAACCUCUGUUAAGUUUAUUUAUGAACCCGUAAUAGCAUCUAAAAUUAGGAGUACAUGGGCCAAUGCUGUUUUCCCCAUGCUAGAUGCCGAGCAACCAAAAGGGGGAGUGGGAAGUGGGAAGGAGAAUAGAAGCAAAGGCCACUGUCUAAUUCUGAAUUGAAUAUGACAGCUGAAUAUUGAUUUAAAAAAUUAAAAAAGAAAAGCCAGUUGCUUCCAAAACCUUCCCUGUUUUAGCAAACAUCCCAGAUAACCUGUAGAAUAAGGGAGGGAAAUACCAACACACUUUCUGGUGUUCCAGGCUACUUUGAUCCUAUGUAGUCUGUUUUUUAUUCAAUCCAACUGAUUCAUGCAUGCCUGUUUAAUUGGAAAGAAAAAAUGCCCUUCCUGAUUUAGUAACCAUUGCUCUGCUUCUACAGCCUUUCAGUGCUGUCUUUGCUUUCUAUAUUCUCUUGUCUUUAAAGUAAAAGUAAGUAUUGUGAAAGACCUG
Messenger RNA from Podarcis lilfordi (Lilford's wall lizard), 7289 nucleotides. The record is from the annotation of a GenBank genome assembly. Lineage: Eukaryota; Metazoa; Chordata; Lepidosauria; Squamata; Lacertidae.